AUACUUUUUGGCAUUCCAUACAUAAAUACAUGAGCAGAGAUUUUCAGAUCAGCAGAAUUUAGGCCCGAGAGCUGGAACAGUUAUUCAUCUAUCAUAAACAUGGCACAAGCUUUUGUAGAUGCUGCGAUUCGUGACAACAAGGUUGUCAUGUUUUCCAAGACAUAUUGUCCCUACUGCAAGAUGGCAAAGUCUGCCCUGAAUAGUGCUGGCCUGAAGAAUUACAAAGUGAUUGAGUUGGAAAACCAUUCCAUGUGUGAUCAAAUUCAGGAUUACUUGCUGAAAUUGACAAAAGCUCGAUCGGUACCCCGUGUGUUCAUUGGCGGGAAGUGCAUUGGUGGAGGCUCUGAAACCAAGGCUCUGCAGGACCAAGGGAAACUGACCGAGAUGCUCAAAGACACUGGUGCAAUGUAAGGUGCCUUAGAGCACUGUUUCCUGAAGCCUCUUGUCAGUAAUGUUCACAUGCUCUCAGCUCUCAACCAAUGAGAUCCAAGGAUUUGAGUAGCUUAUAACUGUUGUCAAUGAGAUUCACUGACAGAUUGCUACAUGAAAAGCUCCCCAGUUCGGCAUUUUUCAACCUCUCUCUACUGGUGUGUGAUAUUAUGUGGUAUUUAUCUAGUAUUAUAUCAAUAGGUAGCGUAGUAUAACUUUUUCUUUUUAUCCACCUUCCACGAUUUUAUCAAAUGGCAUUCCUUGUAACAUGAAAUAAGUCUGCAAGCACAGACUCAAUUUUGACAUUUUAACCAGUUAUACUAUGUCUCUUUAUUAAGUGAAGAGUAGACUCCAAACUCUGUAUAGUGAAUCUAGUCUCACAACUCCAGACUCUGCAAUACGCACUAUGCGAAUUAUGAAAACCAAAGGUCUGUGCCUGCAGACUAUUACAUAAAAUAUCAUUUGUGAAAUUAAUUGUAUCAGUAAUAAAGUCUAUGGACAAAGAGUUGCAAUGAAAUUUAAAUGUAUGUAUUGAUUGUAUUUCUUCAUGUAUAUGUAACAGGUACCAGAAGUGUUUCAGCUUUCCCAAUGAAUUGUUUGGAGACAGAGAAUGUUGUUUGAUAAAUUUACUUCCCUAGGCAGUACAAAGUAAUUCACAGAAAUGCACAAUCAUAUAUACUAUUUAUGAUUUUUUUAAUUUGUUUUACAAUUGUAUUAUCAUUGAUCCAAUAGACAAUUGAUGAUUUCAUGCUUAAUUUAUUAC
Messenger RNA from Lytechinus pictus (painted urchin), 1192 nucleotides. Its product is annotated as glutaredoxin-1-like. Bases 100 to 411 code for a protein of 103 amino acids. The record is from RefSeq and is a predicted model, not a curated record. Gene Ontology annotation, molecular function: glutathione disulfide oxidoreductase activity. NCBI's taxonomy places the organism in Eukaryota, Metazoa, Echinodermata, Echinoidea, Temnopleuroida, Toxopneustidae. The transcript has 3 exons. Gene Ontology annotation, cellular component: mitochondrion.